This is a messenger RNA of Paramecium tetraurelia, 953 nucleotides long. RefSeq lists its product as uncharacterized. The record is from RefSeq and is a predicted model, not a curated record. The transcript is spliced from 4 exons. NCBI's taxonomy places the organism in Eukaryota, Ciliophora, Oligohymenophorea, Peniculida, Parameciidae.
AUGUCUGAAACAACUUAAUGGAUUUAUAAGAGCAAAGAACUUUUGAAACCAAUUGUGGAGACUCAACUCAUCGGAGUGUCAAGAGCAAUCUUAGGAUUACCGAUGGAUCAUUUCUUUGAUCGCUUUAAAACUUUGAUCUAGGCUUCCUAAAAUAGCAAUUUCAAACAACUAUUUUUUGAAAGUUACUAUCGAAAUGGAAUCUUUCGUGGAAUAUUCGCAGGGUUCUCAUCAUAAAUAAGCAUUUAAUUAUUUAAAUAAUACUAUAGAUGGCCUAUGAUGAUUUUUAUCCCUAAGUUUUAUAUGGAAGUCUUGCCCACAAAGAUUAAGGAGUGGGCUCCUGCACUUCAUAAAGGAUUGGCUGGAAUAACGAUUGCUUUGUUUGAGUCCCUUGUAACUUGCCCAUUCGAACGAGUUAAAUGUUAAUUAAUGACUUAAUAAUAAUCAAAAUCAGUUCUCAAGUAUAUGUGGCAACACGAUGGAGGAAUCAAAGGGUUUACUAGAGAUUUGUUCACUGGCAUGGAAGUCAUGGUUCUGAAAUAAGUUGUUUCCUGGACAAAUUAUUUAUAUUGGGAUCAUAGGGUUAGAUAUUUUUUCAAGGAACGUCCAUCAUCAAAAUUGACAGUUUAAGAGAUUGUCCUUUGUUCUAUUUUUACUGCAAUUCCCAAUAUCAUCAUUGUGUAACCAUUUGAUAUGAUUAAAACAUAAUUUUAAAUGGAAAAUAAUCAUUAAAUAAAACAUCUAUCAAUUUGGAAUGCAUUUAAAAAAGUGUAUUUAGAAAAGGGAAUACCUGGUUUUUAUGCUGGUUGGUAGAUGAGAUUUUGUUAAUUCAUGUUCUAAGCAUUACUAACAACUCCUGUUAUGGAUUACUUAGAAAGAUAACAUGGCAUCCCAUUGGAAGUGUUAUGAUCAUUUAUAUGUAAUUUAUUUUAUACUGAAUGGUAAAUCUUAUAAAA